This is a messenger RNA of Phalaenopsis equestris, 881 nucleotides long. RefSeq lists its product as uncharacterized. The coding region runs from base 82 to 657 and encodes 191 amino acids. The transcript has 2 exons. The record is from RefSeq and is a predicted model, not a curated record. Lineage: Eukaryota; Viridiplantae; Streptophyta; Magnoliopsida; Asparagales; Orchidaceae.
ACUUCGUGCAACAAGAACUCCACACAACCUUUACUCAAAAGAUUAGCAGAAGAGAUACGUAAGAAGCUAGAAUUCCGAAAAAUGGCGAUGAUGUUCAAUGGAAGCGGAAGCUUAUUCCUCAAGCUCUCUCAUCCACUCCGUUCCCCUUCAUUGCGCAAGCCCAACCAUAUAUUGUUCCCUCUCAAAUCUACGCAGAACUUCUGCAAGGCAUCAUAUGGGGAGAACGAGAGGGACAGACAGAUCCGGCAGAAGCCAGCUGAGGCUGCUGAUCGAGUUAGCGAUGUGCUGAAGGAAGGAUCAGAGAGCGCCAAAGAGAAGGCGCAGAGUGUAAAAGAGAAAGCAGAGGAUAAUGCUAAAUCUGCAGCAGAUUGGGCCAAGGAUACAACCAACAGUGCCACCGAGCGAGCCAAAAAUAUAGGAGAUAGUGCAAAAGAGUCUUUGGAGUCUGCCAAGGACAAGACGAAGGAAUCUGCGGAGACGACGCAGGAGAAAACGAAGGAGGGGUUGGGUAAGGCUUCAGAGUUUAGUGAUGGCGUGACAGAGAAGGCGAAGGAGGCUGUGAAGGGAGUGGUGGGGGCUGCAAAUGAUGCGGCGCAGAAGAUAAAGGAGACGGUGGUGGGGAAGGAUGAGGAUGAUGUUGCUCGUGGGAAGUGGUGAUUGAUGUGACACAUGUUAAUUUGGUUUGGAUUCAGAGGACAGGAAGAUCGGAGCAGAGGAAAAUUGGAAAAGUUGGAUGGAUUAGUUUCUGUUUAUUUUGCUUUCUUUGUCUGUUUAGAGUUGGGAUGUUGUAUACUUUGCAGGUUUCUUGUGGUUUUAAUUUGGUUAGAAUGGAUGGAUAGAUGAAAGGAAAAUGAGAUUAUCUGUUCUACUGUUGAGCAAUA